UAUAAUGCGACCACUUAUGACGAACGUCUUAACAUAACCAUCCUAACCGAAUCUCUCUGCAUCGACUGUCAACGAUUUUUCGUCAAUCAACUCUAUCCUAUCAUUUUCGAGAAGUUUGCUGAUUUUGUAAAUAUUGAAUUUGUACCUUACGGUAAUGCACACAUCGAGAAUGGAGAAAUCAUUUGUCAGCAUAAAGAAGAAGAGUGUAGAAUCAACAAAUAUCAUUCAUGUAUGAUCGACGUUAUCGCGACACAGGAUAAAAUCGUGCCCUUGAUGCACUGUAUGGAAAAGCUGUUGAUGCUAAGCUUCGUGCCAACUUACAGUUUCUCUCCACAAAAGAUAAAAUAUGAAAUAUCUAUAGUACACCUUUUCAGAUCUUGUUUUACUUCAGAUCGUGGAUACAAGCUCCAAUUGGAGGCAGCUGAGAAAACAGAAAACGUCUGGCCUGACAAACAUAGAGGUGUUCCAUGGGUGAUUAUCAAUGGUGUUUCGUUGAAAAUUGUGCAAAAUAAGAUAGACAACUUGGCACCAUAUUUAUGCGAAUGGUAAGU
This is a messenger RNA of Strongylus vulgaris, 551 nucleotides long. The record is from the annotation of a GenBank genome assembly. NCBI's taxonomy places the organism in Eukaryota, Metazoa, Nematoda, Chromadorea, Rhabditida, Strongylidae.